This is a messenger RNA of Plasmodium yoelii, 3555 nucleotides long. Its product is annotated as conserved Plasmodium protein, unknown function. The coding region runs from base 1 to 3555 and encodes 1184 amino acids. The record is from RefSeq and is a predicted model, not a curated record. The transcript has a single exon. Lineage: Eukaryota; Apicomplexa; Aconoidasida; Haemosporida; Plasmodiidae.
AUGAACUCACGAUUUCUUCUUUUUUUUUUAUUCUUAAAAUUUUGUUUUUGUUACAUUAAAAAUAUUAAUAGAUUUACAAAUAGCAGUUUUUCAAUCUUAAAAAGUGAAAAAGACCAAGGACAAAAUAGAAAAAAAAAUAAAAAAAUUUAUUUAAAUAAUACUGGCCAUUCUACAUAUGAAUAUAAAAAUGUUUUAAAAAAUGGCGAGAUUAAUGAUGUUGGUACUAUAGAAAAUAUAACAGAUAAUUUUAGUUGUGAUGAAGAUAAAAAUAUUAGUAUAAAAUUUCUAAAUGCAAAUAAAGAAGAGGAUUAUAACGACCUAUAUUUCUAUCACAUAUUUAAAAAAAUAAAUAUUAUUAAAAAAAAUAAAUAUAUAUACACACCAGCAAAAUAUGAAGCAAUACGAUCAUAUAUAAAGAGAGAAUUAAAUGAUUGUUUAGACAUAAAUACUACAUCUUAUAUAUUUAAACUUUCCGAAUAUUUUCCAAAAAAUAUUUUAGAUGUAUCCGUAUAUGUAAAUGAAAUUAUAAAUAUUCUUAGUUUUUUUACAUUCAACAAUGUUAAUAAUGUAAAUAAAAUAACUAGUUGUCAUAUUGAUAAUAUAAAAGGAGAAAAAAAUAAAUUAAAUGAAAAUUUGAACAAUUUAUCUGAACAAAUUAAUAUUAUUAAUAAUAAUCAAAGAAACCAUAAUGUUGAUACUAAUAAUUGUGAUGGAAUUAUAAAUACACACAUUAGUUCUAAUGUACUUAUAGAAAAAAAUCACAUGAACAGUGUUCAUAAUUUUAUGAACAAAUCAGAAGAAAAUUGUCCAAAUUUGGUUUUAGAAGGAGAUCAAAAUAAUUUAUAUGAUGAAGAAAAAAUACAAAUGAUAAAAGAAGCAUACAUAAAUAAACUAAAAGGGAAAAAUGAAGAGACUACCAAAUUAUGUAACUCUUACAACGAUGUUGAUAAUACUAACAAUAUUACUAGCGAUAUUAAGGAUGAAAAUUUGUUUAAAUCAAUACAAAAAGAAAAAGAUAGUACAAAAAUUAGCAAAGUAAUAAGCAAGGAUGAAAACUAUAAAUCAUUUAGCUACUUUUUUUUUCGGCUAGUUGAUGCAAUUAGUGGAUUAUUUUGUUGCAUAGGAAAAAGGAACAAAAGAGAAGAAAUUUAUAAUUAUUUAAAAAAUUUUAAAUCUAUUGAAAAAAUAAAAAAUUAUAGUAUAACCGAUAUUAAAUUUAAUACAGAUUUUAUGAUAUACAUUAUAAGAUUAACAAAAUAUAAGCAUGAUAAUUUUAUUUGUUCUUUAAAAAAAUUAAAAAUGUAUGACACUGAAACGAUUAAAAAAAUAUUUUUAAAUUCAAUAUAUGAUAAUAUUUUAGAUCUAGAAUAUAUAAAAAAUUUAGAACAUGAAUAUAUUAUAAAGGAAGGAAAGGGAAAAAAAGUUUCCAACAAAAUAUUUAACGAUUUAAAUGAAAAUAAAAAUUGUGAUAAUAAUAUAAAGACAACACAUAAUUCAGGCAAGACAGAAAAUGUUAUAAGUAAAAAUAUAAACCAAACAAAUCUUACAGAAAUUGAAAAGAAAUAUAAAUUUUUAUUACAAAAUAAAUUAGAAGAACAAUCCAUUAAAAAACAAGUUCCAAAAAUAAAUGAAGGCGAUUUAAAAAAUUUAAUAAAAGAUAUUAUAGGUAAAAAUGUUUUCACAAAAAAAAAAAAAAAAAAAAAAAAAAAAAAUGACAAUAAAGUAUUACCUGUAUAUAUACACGAAAUCGAGGAAACUCAUAUAAUGGAAAUAUUGUCAAAAAACAAAUAUAACCAUAUAAAUAUGGGCUCUAUAACUGUGAAAAAUCUCAUAAAAAAAAUUAAUACCUUACUUCGUUCAUACGAUAUUAACAUUGCCGUUCAGGUGAAAAAGGGAAAUAUUACCAUUUGUGAUGAAAAAAUUAUGAACAGUUCAGAAAAAAAUGAAAAAACACCUGAACAAAAUAGUAGCGAUAAUAAUAGUGCCAAUAUUGAGAGCGAACAAAAUAAUGGAGAAGUUAAACAAGAAGAAAGCGAAACGAAAAAAACAAAAACGGAUUUAUGUGUCGACUUAAGCGAUAUAACAUUGUCAGAUGUAAAAGAUUAUAUACAUGGUGAUGAACAUAAUGGAAUAGAAAAUAUAAAUAGUGAUGGCCAAAUUGUUCAAAAUGGCGAGAUAGAAAAUGUAAAUAUUGAUGGUCAACUUGUUCAAAAUGGCGAGAUGGACGAAAAAAAUGUUUUAAAAUAUUUUGACGUAACAGAAAAUAAAAAUUCAAUAAUAUUUGAAAUUAAUGAUUAUAUUUUGGAAAACGAAAAUAAAUCGACAGAAAAACAAAUAGGGGAAUCAAUCAAAUUCGGAAAUGUAGAAAAACUUAAUGAAAAUUAUUUGACUCAGAUUGAGAACGAAAUAAUAAAUGGGUACGAAGAGGGAAGCAGCACCGACACAGCGGAUCAAACCGAAAAUAAUGAACCCGAUAUGAACUUGCCAAAAAGGGCUGAUAAAGUGGAAGUGGAAGUGGAAAUGGAAGAGGAAGAGGAAAACGAGGCGGAAAAUGAGGCGGAAAAUGAGGCAGAAAAUGAGGCGGAAAAUGAGGCGGAAGAAGACGAAAACGAGAUGAGCGGAGGGAAAAAAAAAAAAAAAAUCAACAAGGAGAACAAAGAAAUAGAAAAGCUAAAGGUGCAUUUUCGAUAUAUAAACAAUAAUAAACUAAAAUACAAUUUUGAAAAUGUAUAUGCAAAAAAUAUCGAAGAAAAAAUAGAAUUAUUAUUAUUUAUUUUAAAGAAUGAAAAUAAAAAAAAAAUUAUUAUAUCUACUGAUGAAAAAGAAACAAAUUUAAUAAAAAUGAAAUGUAAAAUUGAAAAGGUAGAAUAUGAAGAUAUUGUAAGUACUUUAAAAAAUAUAAAAUAUUAUUUUUUAAAAAACACAAACUCAAAUAAUUCAUGUUUUAUAUUUAUGAAUGAAAUUGAAAAUACAUUAGCUUUGCGAAAAAUAUUUCGAGGAAUAAGAGAAAAUGAAAAUGAUGAAAAAAAAAUGACAGUAUAUCAUUUUUAUAAUAGUGAACAUAAAUCUUGUGUCCUUAAAAAAUUAUUUUAUUCUAUAACAAAUGAUGAAGAUAUUUAUUCAGCAUAUUUAGGUAAAAUAAAAAAUAAAAAAUCUACAAAUAAGCAUAUCGAAAAAGGAAAUAUUAUCGAUAAUAAAGCUGGGCCGAUUUUUGGACAAACUUCUGACCGAAAUAUAAAAACACACACGUUUGGAAAAUGUAGUAAAAAAAAUUAUGUAAAUUAUAAAAAUGAUAAAAAUGAUGUAGAUGAUGUAAAAAAAAGGAGGGAAAAAGGGGGGAAAAAAAAGUUGAAAACAGCUGAAAAAAAUUGGUUAUCGUUUAGAAGGCGAACUUUAAAAAAAAUUGAUGACAUGAAAAAAAAAGCGGAACUUAUAAAAAAAAAAAAAACUGAAAAAAGGGAUAAAAAGGUUAAAAGGGUUAUUGAAAAAUUAAAAUCGAAAGAAAGAAAGCGUGCUGGAAAAUUGUCCAAAAAACAAACAAACAAAAAAAAGUAA